Molecule: messenger RNA, 453 nt
Organism: Kalmanozyma brasiliensis GHG001
Lineage: Eukaryota; Fungi; Basidiomycota; Ustilaginomycetes; Ustilaginales
Product: Nucleoside diphosphate kinase
Exons: 2
Coding region: 1-453 (150 amino acids)
Biological process (GO): UTP biosynthetic process; CTP biosynthetic process; GTP biosynthetic process
Molecular function (GO): nucleoside diphosphate kinase activity
Source: RefSeq, a predicted model, not a curated record
AUGGAGCAGACCUACAUCAUGAUCAAGCCGGACGGCGUGCAGCGCGGCAUUGUGGGCGAGAUCAUCCGUCGAUUCGAGAACCGCGGUUACAAGAUCGCCGCUCUCAAAAUGACCCACGCUUCCGAGGAGCACCUCGAGAAGCACUACAAGGACCUUAAGGGCAAGAAGUUCUUCCCCGGUCUCAUCAAGUACAUGGCCUCGGGUCCCGUCGUCUGCAUCGUCUUCGAGGGCAAGGACGCCGUCAAGACCGGUCGCGUUCUGCUCGGCGCCACCAACCCGCUCGACUCGGCCCCCGGCACCAUCCGCGGCGAUUUUGCGAUUGAUGUCGGCCGCAACGUCUGCCACGGCUCCGACUCCGUCGAGAGCGCCAAGGCUGAGAUCGCGCUUUGGUUCGGCGAACAGGACGCCACCAUCAACUACACCCGCGCUGUCGACUCGUGGAUCUACGAGUAA